AUGAUAUGUUUGCUCGAUCUAUCCAACGAAAUUCUACUUAUCAUUUUGGAAGUUCUUUACUCAAAACACAAAAAUUACGUUCUUGCACUACGAAAAGUUUGUAAAAGGUUUGCAUUACUGGGCGAACGACUUGCGUUUAGACGUAUUGAGUUCACAUUAAGUCCUAAAGACUUUUAUACGCUACGAGACCUAUCUCGAUCUUAUCUGCGAAAUAAUGUUAAAGAAAUUGUUUUUGCUUUUGACGAUUAUAAUGCCGAAGUCUCCACAGAUUUGACGGCUUUUGUCAGUUGGUUUCGAUUGCGGACAAUCCCUCUUAGAGACCAGCUGGAGAUGUUCGAAAGGUAUUGCUCCUUUAAAAAAACUUCGAUUCUUCUCCAACAAAACAACAAAGGCUUCGAAAGCCUGGCGGAAACAAUACGGCAGUUCACGAAUCUCCAAUCAGUAAAAAUGGUACAAGACUGGUCCUCCGACUGGUAUCAGAAAUUGGAUGGGGAGGAAUUCAACGAACUUGCUUUAUCUCCUACUGGAGUCCGACUAUUCGAGGUAGUCGUAUACGCUCUGGCAUCUCCAACUCUCAACGUCAAAGAACUGAUCCUUGGCGAGAUUUUCCAAGGAAGUCCUCCCCUUCUUGGCAUUAUUCAGAGCUUACGUCCUCUUACUACUAGCAACUACGAUAAAGCCUUUAGCUGUUUGGAGAAACUUGACGUAAAGCUGUCUUGGGUAGAGUCGUGCUUCACACCCCUAAACUACGAGGGAUUGUCCAGUCUGAUCCAAGCUGCGCCACUCUGUGAGCUACGUCUGGUCGCAUCUCCAUUUGCACCAACUCCUCCGGAUGCGUUCUUAGUAGUCCUAGGAGCCUCUCCUUUACGUGUAUUGGAGCUAGAGGGCGUGAGAUUUAAAGACCCUUCUUCCUUUCUUCGACUCCUGCAUGGUCUAAGACCCACAUUGAAAGAUGUUCGAUUUCAUAAUCUGGGUAUUGAUCACGGUUCUUGGGAGACUGUGCUUAUCGAGAUGCGAAGUGCUUUCGAGUUGAAGAGUUGCACAAUGGGAAUGCUAUUAUGGAAAGGAAAUACUAUUGAACUGGGUAUGUGUUUCGGCGAAAAGGGCAUUCCGAGGAACGCAGUGGAUGAGUUUGUUCAAAGACAGUCUGACCUUAAUCCUUUCGACUUGAUUCGAGCCUCUGACUCUCAUUUAAAUAGUUCAGUCCAGUUCUAG
This is a messenger RNA of Pochonia chlamydosporia 170, 1215 nucleotides long. RefSeq lists its product as hypothetical. The record is from RefSeq and is a predicted model, not a curated record. NCBI's taxonomy places the organism in Eukaryota, Fungi, Ascomycota, Sordariomycetes, Hypocreales, Clavicipitaceae. The transcript has a single exon. The coding region runs from base 1 to 1215 and encodes 404 amino acids.